CGUGAGCUUCCCACUGGCUCCGUCCAAAGCCAUCUUUGCAUUGUUCUGCCUUGCUCGCUCCGGCUCCCGGGGGUUUUUGUUUUUUUCCUCUUCCCACCCACCCCCUUGUCUCUUCGCUUCUUCCCCCCUCUUGCUCCCCAGGCGCGCGCCGGUGGACCUGUAAGUCGCCGGGGGCUUUAUUUUUGUAUUUUAGCUCUAUUUUCUAUAGAUUAGAGAGAGAUUUAUCCCCGCGCAACUCCCAAGCCCAGCCAUGUCAGACGCCGCCGUCGAUACCAGCUCCGAGAUCUCCACCAAGGACUUGAAAGAGAAGAAGGAAGUCGUGGAAGAGACAGAAAAUGGCAGAGAUGCCCCAGCUAAUGGAAACGCCGAAAACGAGGAAAAUGGGGAGCAGGAAGCAGACAACGAGGUAGAUGAAGAAGAAGAAGAAGUUGGCGAGGACGAGGAGGACGAGGAAGAAGGUGAAGAAGAAGAUGGCGAUGAGGACGAUGAGGCUGAAGGGCCCCCAGGGAAGCGGGCAGCUGAGGACGAUGAGGAUGACGACGUCGAUCCCAAGAAGCAGAAAACCGACGAAGACGAUUAGGAGGCAGAGCUACUUUUAAAAACACACAUUUUUUAAAAAACUUAAAAGAGGAAAUUUUUUUUAAAGGCCAGCGUGACCUACUCACCUUUGAAGCUCCUGUUGCAAAAUGUCCCCCUCCUCCUCUUCCCCCCCUCCCCCCGACCCCCUUUUUGCUGUGGUCGCUUGUCAUCAAGUAGGGGGGGCAGCCCUUCUCCCAACUCUGAGUGGAAUGAAAGUUAAGCCACUUUUGUGGGGGGAGACCGGGUUGGGGGGAGCGGAGAAAUUAAGGUCCUGAUUCCCCCCCCCCCGCGCCUCUUCUCCCCAAUGGAAAACUUCAAGGCCCAGCUUGCUUUCUUAAAAGUAACUUUAAAGGAGAAUUUGUUUGUAUUUUUUAUUUACAUUUUAUAUUUUUGUACAUAUUGUGACGAGGUCAGCCAUUUUUAACGCGAUCUCCGAUUGACCAAAAGGGGGGGCGGGGCUUUGAAGUGUGGUGUUUUAAUUUUUUUAAUUCUCUCUCUCCCUCUGUUCCUCAAAAACAACCGAAAAGGAAAAAAAAUUGAAAUAUUUCUUGACUUUACUUGUGGUGUGACCAUGUCCAAAACAUUUAUCUCGAAAGGAGAAGGGGGGGAAACAAAACACGACCUUGUAAAAAAAAAUGCAAAAAAAGUCCACAAUCUUUAUUCUGAGCAUUCCAGUAACUUUCUCUUUUCUUCUGUGUAUGUACUUUAGAUGUACCAUAACUAGUUGGUUUGUAUGAGAUGGCAAGGCCAAAGAUAAAAGGGUUUUUUCUUUCCUUUUUCUUCUUUUUAUUUUUUGUUCUUUUGUUUUGUCUACAAAGUUGCUGUUAAUUUUUAUUUUUUUUUUGGCCUGUUUGAUGUAUGUGUGAAAACAAUGUUGUCCAACAAUAAACCGGAAUUUUAUUUUGCUGAGUUGUUCUAACGAAGCUGGUUGUACAA
This is a messenger RNA of Podarcis raffonei (Aeolian wall lizard), 1515 nucleotides long. RefSeq names its product prothymosin alpha (gene PTMA). The transcript has 5 exons. Gene Ontology annotation, biological process: positive regulation of transcription by RNA polymerase II; negative regulation of apoptotic process. Gene Ontology annotation, molecular function: histone binding. NCBI's taxonomy places the organism in Eukaryota, Metazoa, Chordata, Lepidosauria, Squamata, Lacertidae. The coding region runs from base 251 to 580 and encodes 109 amino acids. The record is from RefSeq and is a predicted model, not a curated record. Gene Ontology annotation, cellular component: nucleus.